This is a messenger RNA of Syngnathoides biaculeatus (alligator pipefish), 686 nucleotides long. RefSeq lists its product as uncharacterized. The record is from RefSeq and is a predicted model, not a curated record. NCBI's taxonomy places the organism in Eukaryota, Metazoa, Chordata, Actinopteri, Syngnathiformes, Syngnathidae. The transcript has 5 exons. Gene Ontology annotation, molecular function: protein binding. The coding region runs from base 20 to 622 and encodes 200 amino acids.
CGCCAGCCGCCUCGGGGAGAUGCAGCGCAUCUACAUGCACAGCCACCACGAGCACCUGGAGGUGUUCACCACGGUGCUCGCGCCGCAAGGCCGACAUCCAUACCGAGGAAACGACGACAAGAUGGUAGUAGUGCACAGCUACACCCCCCACUGGCCCGACGAGCUGGAACUGUCCGCCGGUGACGUCAUCGUGGUCCUGUCCCAGGACUGUUCCGGUCGAUGGUUCGGACGCCUGCAGGACGGCCAGCAAGGAUACUUCCCCGCCUCCUGCGUCUUGGAGCUUGGCCAGGAAAACUUUGCGCUCAAAGCUCGUACGAGGAGGAGAAGCGCAUCCCAGAGAGCCGCGUCGUCCUCGGACGGCGACGGGGGAUGCGUACGGCGCAACAGUGCGAGCGGUCACAUUCUGGGGCUCAGAGCCAGCGCGGACGCGGGCCUGUACGCCAGCCCGGCCCCUGCGCGGAGGCCCCCGCCGACCCCCCGCCCCCCUCAGCUGGAACCCGGCAGCCCCCACGGCACCCCUCAGAUGCAGCGCUCCCCGGGCCUGCUGCACAGGAUCCUGUCCAGGUGCCGCAGGAAGAGCGAAUGUCAGGGAGCCACCAACGGGGCCUUCGAGGGGGACUGAAGGGAGCCGACCUUGAAUGGAGCUCCUCACGCCCAUAUUUGGAGUUCCCCAUUUGAUGUGUUAU